Molecule: messenger RNA, 708 nt
Organism: Cornus florida
Lineage: Eukaryota; Viridiplantae; Streptophyta; Magnoliopsida; Cornales; Cornaceae
Exons: 1
Coding region: 1-708 (235 amino acids)
Source: RefSeq, a predicted model, not a curated record
AUGGUAAGCGAUGGUAAGGAUGUCUCUCUUUGGCAUGACUACUGGCUUCCAUCAGGGCCUCUCAAUACCAGAAUUGACCACAGCAUCAUUGCUUGCUCGCAAUGGGAUAAUGGGGCUAAGGUCCAAUGCCCCAUUAGACAUGAUCAGUGGAGAAUUCCAUGCUUGUUCAAAGAAUUGGUUCCCACCAUUGGGACUACAGAGCAUCUUCCUGUGCUGAGAAAUAGGUCUCAUGGCUCAGUUAUUUGGACUCUCUCUUCUACUGGUAGUUUCCACCUUGCUACUGCUUACUGUGCUCUUAUUUCACCUUCCCCAUCUAUUCCAUGGCACUUUGUCAUUUGGUUUUCUAAUCACAUUCCGAGGUUUUCUUUUAUUGCUUGGGUUGCUCUUAGUCACAGACUCAAAACUAGGGACAGCCUAGCUCUAGCAAAGAAGAUUGUUCCCAAUUACUGCUCAUUGUGCCUUGCUGCUGCUGAGAGUCAUCAACAUCUCUUUUUUAAGUGCAGGUUUGCUUCUGAAAUUUGGAUGUUCUUCCAACACUUGUGUGGGAUAUAUGUUAGAGACUUCAACUUAUAUGACAUAACCAAUUGGAGUGCAUCCAUGUGGAAGGAUGGAACAAAGGCGCCAGAAGCUUAUGUGUACAAGCUAUGCCUCACAACCUCUGUGUAUUUCAUCUGGAGUGAGAGGAAUAGAAGACAUGCCACGAACUAA